GGUCCAUCUGCAGAAGCAUUGUCACAGUCGUCGACCAACCAGUUGUCAGUCAAGCUCUCUUCGCUGUGUAGUGCAUUAGGCAGAGCAAAUUUACCCCCUGAAAUUUUAAUUUUACUUUCAGGAUCAGUCGAAAAAAAUUACCAAACAUCUACGAUGUUGUUUUACACCCUCAAUUCAUAAAUCAAUCUCCACGAGUAGUUGAUUAGGAACAAUUUCUCCAUCAUGACAACGAAUAAAGAUCGAGCGGAGACCGAUGAGGAAGUGCCGGAGAGAGGCACCUGGGCCAGUAAAACCGAGUUCAUCCUCUCGUGCGCUGGCUAUGCCAUCGGAAUAGGAAAUGUCUGGCGAUUUCCCUAUUUGUGCUACCGAAAUGGCGGAGGAGCUUUCCUGGUGCCUUACCUGCUCAUGCUGUUCCUCUGUGGCAUCCCCCUGUUCUUCAUGGAGUCCUGCUUAGGACAAUUCGGUGGGACAGGAUGCAUCACCAUGUUCAAGAUAAGUCCCUUGUUCAAGGGCGCAGGAUUUGCGAUUGUCAUUGUCAAUCUCAUCUGCACGAUGUAUUAUAACGUUAUCAUUUCGUAUCCACUCCUGUUCCUGUCGAUGUCCUUCAGGAGCAAGCUACCUUGGGAGGACUGCGAUAACCCGUGGAAUACCCCUAGUUGCAUCAAAAUCAACGAUGUUAGAGUUAAAAACACGACAGAGGUCGAAGGUCUGCUGCAGAAAGUCAGUACUCCUGCUGAAGAAUUUUUCAAUCGUCACAUCCUGGAAAUUUCAUCCGGCGUCGACGAGAUGGGCGGCAUUGUCUGGCCUCUCUUCAUCUGCAACCUCAUCUCCUGGAUCAUUGUCUUCCUCUGCAUAUGCAACGGUGUAAAAAGCGUCGGCAAGGUGGUGUACUUCACAGCUACCUUCCCCUUCGCCAUCCUAUUUAUUCUGCUGAUACGAGGCGUCACCCUUCCAGGUGCCUCAGAUGGCAUCUGGUUUUACAUAACACCGAAGUGGUCGCAACUCACUGAUUUACGAGUUUGGGCUGAUGCAGCCAUUCAAAUCUUCUUCUCUUUGGGCCCCGGUUGGGGUGGAAUCGUCAAUAUGGCCAGCUACAAUAAAUUCAGAAAUGACAAUCGAUUAGACGCCAUUUGGAUUCCAAUUCUGAACUGCGGAACCAGCAUUUUCGCUGGUUUCGUAGUCUUCUCCGUCCUGGGGUUCAUGGCCCACAGAACAGGCCUCCCCGUGGCAGCAGUAGCUACUGGGGGACCAUCGUUGGCCUUUGAAACGUACCCUGAAGCCCUCACUAUGCUUCCUUUUCCUCAACUCUGGUCUGUUCUCUUUUUCGCGAUGCUCUACUUUCUGGGGAUGGACAGUUGCUUCGUGCAAAUCGAGGCCAUAAUAUCAAGCGUGACAGACGCGUAUCCACAUUUGAGAAAGAGAAAACAACUCGUGGCGAUGGGCUCCAUGUUUGUACUCUUUUUGGGAUCGCUGAUGUUCGUCACAAAUGGCGGAAUGUACCUUUUGCAAAUGUUUGACUGGUAUGCAGCUUCCGUUUCUGUGAUAUCCAUUUGUCUGGCCGAAGUGAUCGUUGUUGGUUGGACCUAUGGUUGUGACAAUUUCGUUCGUGACGUGGAAUUCAUGUUGGGUAAAAAAUUAAAUCCAUGGUGGCCAUAUUCCUGGAAAUACAUCACACCAGUUAUCCUCACAUUCAUCUUUGCAACGACGAUUGUCUUCAACACGCGAAUAUCGUACAACGGUGUUCAAUACCCUGAGUGGGCAGUCCUUCUGGGGUGGUGUUCCUGCAUGGUGAGCAUGCUCUGCAUACCAGGAUACAUGAUCUACUUUCUUCUGAAGACGAAGGGAUCCUUGAAGAAGAGAUUCGAGGUCGGCACCAGCCCUACCCCGGAGUGGGGACCCCAGAAGGCAGCAGACAGGGAAGCGUGGAAGCGAUAUCUCUCAGGAACGAGUGACCCUGAGCUCCCCAACAUAAGUAUUAUAAAAAUUACGAGUCUCUGAGAAAUGUAUUACGAGAAGAUUAAAAUUAAAAACAUAUCGUUCAUGGAUCUCAUACAUCAGGGAGACGUUGGCGCCAUCCGUUUUCAUCUGUCUGACAUGUUAACCUAAGAAAUGUAAAAUAUAAGGCUUCAGGAAAUGAAUCAAAA
Molecule: messenger RNA, 2144 nt
Organism: Diachasmimorpha longicaudata
Lineage: Eukaryota; Metazoa; Arthropoda; Insecta; Hymenoptera; Braconidae
Product: sodium- and chloride-dependent glycine transporter 2-like
Exons: 13
Coding region: 223-1998 (591 amino acids)
Biological process (GO): sodium ion transmembrane transport
Cellular component (GO): plasma membrane
Source: RefSeq, a predicted model, not a curated record